AUGCAUCAAAACGACACCUUAUAUUGCAAUGUGAGAAUUUAUUUCCAGUUUUGUGCCUCUGUCAGGAGUGUUCUAAUAACGCCCGGACUGACUAUAAACUUGCUGAUCCUCAUAUCUGUCUUCAUGUGUCUAAACAGCAGGAAGAAUUGCAUUAAAACCAGCAUUGUGGCCUAUGUGGUGGGCAGCACAGCUUUCAACAUAAUCAAUUUACUUUCUUGGCCCCUGAUGAUUGACUGGAGGAUUUACGAGAAGUGGCGUUUUAGUUCUACCAUCUGUGAGCUAAUGGUCUAUAUCAAGCAAAUAGCAAGUACCAUUUCUUUCUAUUAUGUCUCAUGUAUUUCAUUUUCCAUCUACAUAGCAAUAGUAUUUGGAUAUAAAAUAGAUGAGCACAGAUUAUUCACAUUUUUCCAAUUGUUCUUUCCAUGUUUUGUGCUUAUGAGUGAAGAACUGCUAGAACAUCUUCUUGGCUGGAAGGACUCUCAUUAUGACUUUGUAUAUGAAACAUGCUUCACCAUCAUUAAUGACCAAACCAUGAAGAUCAGAAUGCUUUUUAAGAUCCUGCUUGGACUUCCUCUAACUGCAUAUUUUUACCUUCACAUAUUACUCACCAUCUUCAAGAGCGCCCAGUUAAUGAAAAGGAGUCAGGCAACAAACAAAAAGCUGGCUAAAAUGUUUUCAUCUAUCUGUCUUAUAACCUUCAUUGCCCAUAUACCUGGAGGAAUACUGCCCAUCAUUGCAGACAAAAACAUCUGUUUGGAAACGGCAACUGAGUUUUUAUUUGAUCUCCCUAUCUUCACCAAUCCCAUCAUCCUCUUCUGCAUGAACAAGGAGCUUCGAAUUCAGUGCAAGAAGCUGAUGGGCAGACGCUCGAGGGCCAGUUCCAGCUCACAAAGCACUGAUUUGGUUGCCACAGCAGACGACAAUCAGGGAAUGCCUAGUAGUUCUGAGUCAAAACUGGAAUCCGAUUCUAGUGCUUACUAA
Messenger RNA from Bufo bufo (common toad), 981 nucleotides. Its product is annotated as C-X-C chemokine receptor type 2-like. Gene Ontology annotation, cellular component: membrane. The transcript has 2 exons. Gene Ontology annotation, biological process: G protein-coupled receptor signaling pathway. Lineage: Eukaryota; Metazoa; Chordata; Amphibia; Anura; Bufonidae. Gene Ontology annotation, molecular function: G protein-coupled receptor activity. The coding region runs from base 1 to 981 and encodes 326 amino acids. The record is from RefSeq and is a predicted model, not a curated record.